AUGCCCAUCAUCCAAGUUAGUUUCCGGGGCCUGAAUGGCAAGAACCUGUGCCAAAGCACCUUUCGGGAAGAUGCCGAGGUCUCGGAUGUCAAAAUGAUCCUGAAGGACAAGUUCAAAGAUCGCCAGGUUCUUCUCAUGUGGAAAGAUGUCUGGCUCAAGGAUCCGAGACGCAAGCUGUGCGACGUUUUCGGCCAAGAGGCAAGUAGCUCUGGCGUGAUCGAGGUGGAAUUGAACGUCACGCCCUCAGUCCCGUCUCACCCCAGCCGCAAGCCUGGAAAGUUGAGAGUGCAACCGAGUACCUUGCAGGUUGUCUUUGCCGAAGGCGGUGGAGCUCGCAGAUGCGCAGUCUGCAAGCUGGACCGAGAAGAAUGGGAGGAUGCGUACGACACGGUCCCCAACAUUUUCCUCAAGUGCCCAAAGGACUGUCAGGAGCUGGUCUGCAAGAGGUGCUGGGACCAAGGCGUCCAGCUUUGCCCCAAUUGUGGGGAUGCGGUCAGCGGCAGCCCGUCUGAGGCCACCUUCACCGAGAAGCUUCAAAAUCCCGACCGGGUGCUUCAGGUUGAGACAGGAGCGGAGGACUUGAGGGCCCCGCCUCCGUGCGCGGAGCCGUGGCGGGGGGAGCCCGCGCCCCGACCGUACCAGACAUCCGCCUUCCAAGCCGCUGUGCAGGAGAACAGGAUCAUCGUCAUGCCCACCGGAACCGGCAAAACGCUGGUGGAGAUCAUGCUCCUUGACCACCUCCUGAGAGGCGACACUGAGCCCUGGGCUGUGGUCGCAGUGAACGUUGCUGCCCUUGUCAGCCAGCAGGCCCGGGAGAUUCGGGCGAAGUCAACCCUCCCAGACAUCAGGGUGACCGAGCUGUCGGGCAGUGCCGUUGAGUGGACCCCUGAGUUUUGGAGAGCGGUGCGGCAGGGGCAGAGGCAAGUCAUUGUGGGCACGGCGGAGAUCAUACGGAAGGCCGUGAUUGAUCAUGGGUUCCUGUGCCUGGACGGCUGCUGCAAGCUCAUGGUGUUUGAUGAGGCCCACCACGCCCUCAAGGACCACCCCUUUGUCAAGAUUCUCCGCAAGGUCACAGGCUCAGUAACGAAGGCCCCGACACCUCGUCUGGUGGGUCUGACGGCGUGCUACUUGCACGGGAAGAUGAGAGCUCCGGAGGCCAAGAAGAGGCAGCUCGAAGAAUGCUUCGCAGGGCGCAUUUGGACCCCUAAGCAAGAGGAAAUCCAACCCUUCAUCCCAUGCUUCACAUUCGAGCGUCAGCGUUUUGACACGCCGCUUCAGGCCAUGUCGAGUUCCUCCUUCCUGAAAAGGGCGGAGGACGACCUCUGGACAAUCCUGCGGGACGUGCCUGAGGACGUCCGAAGCCUUGUCAAGGAGCAUAUGGGCAAGGCUGCAGGCGUGCUAGACUUGCUGGGCAGUGAAGGUGCCCAGUUUUACUUCUCGCAUGGAAUACUUUGCGCUGUGAAGCAUCAGCUGGAGCACAGGAUGAAGACCUUCUCGAAAGAUGGGAAGCCCCGGCCAAAGUUACAGAGCAAGAUCCGCGAUGUGGAACAGCUGAGGCAAACAUGCCAGCAACAAAAACUUCGACACACCGCUGAUCCCGAAGCGUCCAUUUCCGGGAAGGCUCGUGCCUUGAUCGCUCGCUUGAAGGAGCUACUGGAAGAGGACACCAAAACACGGUGCAUCAUCUUCGUGUCCGAGGUGGCGUCCGCAUAUCCGUUGGCAGAGCUGCUCCAGCGCCACGUCCGGCGUGGGGUGCGGCCGGUGAGUGGCAGGAAGUCCAUGUCAGACGAAGUCCGAGAAAAGAACCUGCGCCAGUUGCGGGAGGGUGAGGAAGGCGUGUGGUGCCUGGUUGCUACCGACUGCAUGGAGGAAGGAAUCGACAUUCCAGCCUGCAGCGUUGUAGUGCGCUUCGACCGAUUCCACAACGUGAAGAGCCAUGUUCAGGGCACUGGCCGUUGCCGGGGCUUGGGCAAGGGUGGCCUGGUGAUCUACUUCGAGAAUGACCCCGGCGAGGAGGAAGACCAGGCGGCGCGCGUGCGUGCCAUUGCCGAAGCCGCCAGUGAAGAACUCAUCUCCACAGGGCCUCAGGCAGAUGCUGGGCGGUCGGUGCAUCCCGCAACGGGGGCCGAGAUCAACCGGGACAACUGCCUACCCAGAUUGAACGACUACCUCCGCCGGGCGUCCUCAGGCAGAAUGCGCCUCGAUGAUGCCUUCGAACCGCAGCCUCCCUGCAAAAUUCAGAGGUGCAGGGUCCCCAUCGGGCCACGCAGGGACUUAACGGUGACGGAAGAGGACAUUCCUGCGGAGGCGGCUGGGUGGAGCCCAAGAAGGCGUUUUGCUUUCGCCACGCUCACCAAGCUCCUUGAGCGCGGCUUCCUCACCGAAAACCACACGCCUUGCAACAGCCCUGGCGACCCGGAGGAUUUCGCGGAGGCCGCGGAGCCUGAGGGGUCCAGAUCGCACCACCUCCGCUUCAGCCCACAAGCGCUCGAUGCCCUGCAGGCCGCGAAAGGCAAGCUCCUGGAGCGCAUCUGCAAGGGCCUGAAGAGCGAGAAUCGCAAGGGCGCCCUGAAGGAGUGUGCAGACUUGCUGUCGGGCAACGUCUCCUACCAGGAGGUUCCAGUGCCAGGAGCGCAAGGAGAGCAGGGUGGCCUCUUUCAGCGGGAGGUCUGCAUCACAGGGCUGCAAGAGCCGUGGCACUUCUCCCCAGGCGACCCCUGCACCAGGAAGGCUGAGGCCGAGCAGAGCGCUGCAGCCGUGGCUCUGCAAGAGCUGCAAGCCAUGCUGCAGCACGAGGCCUCUGGCUCGUCCACAGAAGUAUCCGCAGGUCGGCCGGCCAAGACUUGCAGCACGGACAGGGCUGCAGGGGCUCAGGAGGCGCCGCCCGGCGUGUCCGAAGCCGUGGGGCCUGUGGAGGCUGAACCGGAUGACGCUGCCACAGCCCGGGAAGCCAAGGAUCCACCGACUCAGGCCAUCCCAGCCGACCAGAAGCUGGAGACGACGGAGACGGCCCAGGAGGAUCCUUGCAGUGCUGGUGGCUCAGAGCCUCCCGAGGCAGCCGCAACGGAGAUGGCGCAGUUCUGCGCGACGCAUGGUCUCUCGAAGCAGCUCCAGGAGAUGCUCUUGGAAGAAAACAUCAGGAGUCUACGUGAGCUCUUGAUUUUGGACGACGAGGAUGUCAAGGAGAUGUGCAAGGAUGUGAGGAAGGGCGACAAGGCCCGACUGAAGCUAGCCAUCCAGGCAGCGCGCGGAGAUUGA
Molecule: messenger RNA, 3258 nt
Organism: Symbiodinium natans
Lineage: Eukaryota; Dinophyceae; Suessiales; Symbiodiniaceae
Source: the annotation of a GenBank genome assembly